AUGGUACUUGCCGCUAAAAGCUCGUUUCGGUGGGACACGAAAAAUUCGGGAACUUGUGUUGGCUUUAGAAAUUGGAAAUUGUUGGCUUUUUUAAACAUGUUCACACAAAAUAAAAGGGAUGACGGACCAGGAUUUGUAGGAAUUCGUUUCUGUCCUAGUUGUAACAACAUGUUGUAUCCCAAGGAAGACAAGGAAAAUCGAGCUCUACUUUACGCAUGUCGGAAUUGUGAUUUUAAAACUUUGGCUGAUAAUCACUGUGUCUAUGUCAACAAGAUCAUGCACGAAAUUGAUGAACUGACUCAGAUAGUGGCUGAUGUCAUAUCAGACCCUACACUGCCGAGAACUGAGGAUCACCCAUGUCCCAAAUGCACUCACCGAGAGGCAGUAUUUUUCCAAUCUCAGUCACGACGAGCAGAAGAGGAAAUGAGACUUUACUAUGUCUGCACCAAUUCAAAUUGCACACACAGAUGGACUGAGUAACAUUCCUACCCAUCUCUUAAAAUUCUCAUCAAAAAUGUAAACUUUUUUAUUGCAAUUAAAACGUGGAUGAAGAAACAUCAAA
Daphnia pulex (common water flea) is the source of this 562-nucleotide messenger RNA. It is a transcript of the gene RpII15, whose product is annotated as DNA-directed RNA polymerase II subunit RPB9-like. Gene Ontology annotation, molecular function: nucleic acid binding; zinc ion binding; DNA-directed RNA polymerase activity. The coding region runs from base 1 to 480 and encodes 159 amino acids. NCBI's taxonomy places the organism in Eukaryota, Metazoa, Arthropoda, Branchiopoda, Diplostraca, Daphniidae. Gene Ontology annotation, cellular component: RNA polymerase II, core complex. Gene Ontology annotation, biological process: transcription-coupled nucleotide-excision repair; DNA-templated transcription; transcription initiation at RNA polymerase II promoter. The transcript is spliced from 4 exons. The record is from RefSeq and is a predicted model, not a curated record.